UACAACAUGGAGGACAGCGGCUCGUACGAAGCUCAUUUAUCUUGAAAUAGGCCGACACUUGUCCCCUUCGUCGCUUAAAAUGGCCACCAAAUCACACUAUUUCACUACCUGUGACGGAAAACUGCUGACACUUUCUUGGGGAGCACGAGGAAAUAACGAUCUUUCUGAAAUUAGAGGUACUUUUUACAACUUUGAUCUUGCAACUUGCAGGUUUUGUGGUGACGCGGAAAGUGGCUCUCCUGUUGAUAUUUCAUAUAACCCAGGAGUGAAUUUUGAUGUUCUAAAAGUUUGCAAGGUUAAAGAAAUUUCAACAGGACAAAACAUAAACUGCAUACUUCUUCAGAGAUCAGAGAGGAAAGUAAACCAGGGGCACGUUUAUUAUGUGAUUACAACAAGUGAAAACAACUUAAUUUGCAUCAGAAAGUUUUCUGACAAACAAAAUCUCUCUCAGCUGCUUUUGUUAAACUCAGAGGAAUUACAGUUAUUUGAUGGACCAAAUGUGCUAUGGAUUGAAGGCCUAACUGUAAGUUUUACACAUAAUUACCCAAAUUCAACAAAUACUGUUGUAUGUAAAGUGGAUUUACCGGUACACGUUUCAGCACUUUUGGAGUUAAAGUGGGCUUCAUUGAUCCCUGACUCAUGGGAUUCACAGGUGUACAUUCUUUGCAAGACCCAGAGCAGUGUUAAAGAGCAUGAAAGGAUGGAUCAGGACAUUUCUGAUAGUGACAGUGAAGACGACUGUUUUAAAUUUUAUGGCUUUAUCAUCAAGAAAAAUGGUGCUGUCUUUUCUAGAAGUGUGGAAGACAAAGUUAGUUUUGUUGUAGAGCAAACCCCAACAAACUUAUUUCCAGACAUAUAUGCAGACAUAAUAAGCUGUAUGACAGUGCAGCACUUAGGCACUCCCAAAAGGACAAGUCAGUCAGAAUUGUCAGCAUGGUAUAUAACCAAGACACAUGCCCAGUCUUCAGAUAUGGACACAAGUUAUUCUGCAAAUACUUUCAGUUCAGAUGUUUUUGCUUGCACAACUCAUGGUCAGCUGCUGCAGUUUCAAAAUGGACUUGUCCACAGAUGCGUCCAAAUGCCUUUUAAUGAUGCUGUUGAUGUUAAAGUGGUGGAGACCAUGGGUGGUCAGUGUAAUGUGGUAGUGGCCUCUGCAACUGGACAGUUGAUUGUUUUCGAUGAGCUCCAUUUAAAGCAGGUAGAUUUGUUCCAAGAUGUCAAGAAAGUUUUGGUGGAUGAUUUUAUUGGAUGUGGCUCGGACCAAGUAUUGCUGGUGUACAACAAUGCAGAUGGUACAGAGGGCAUGGUCACACAGUUCCUGCUGACAGAUUUUUGCCUGCAUAAAUUUGAUUCUGAACAGGUGAAUGCAGAUAUUGAAGUGCCCUGCACUGAUCAUGAGGAAAAUCUCCAAAGAACUGCACAGGCUCUGGAAGCCAGAUUGCAGGCUGGCCUGUCAGCAGUAAGGGAGGCAGAAUAUUUGUGCAGGAAGAAGCAGAGUUUGAUAGAACGCACAUGCCAGAAUAUAGAGAAUAUGAAUCUGGGUAGAAAAGUGCCAAUCACUUGUGAACCACAUCUUGUACAUCUGGUGGGUCCAGUAAGGGAAGCUGAUCAUGGUGAUAACACAGGUACCAGUUCCUCUGGUUUGACCAAAGGCUAUCAGUGUCUAGACACCCUUGAAGUGAGGGAUACCUGGCAGAGAUUGGUUCAUGAGAAGUGGGUGAUUGGUGUUGAUCUGGAAAAUGUGUCACAAAUUGAUUGCUUUGACAUCUGGAUUUCUAUUGUCCCUUGUGCCAAUAGUAAUGUGCAGCACAUGGAAUCUCAUGCCAAAGUCCAAGCUUUAUCAUCAAAGAGAGAGAAAUUAAAUCACCAUAAUUUUGAUGGAGACUCAAUUCCAGAAAAGAGACUGAAAUUUAAGAUGGAUUCAAAGAAAUCCAAACAGUGUCUUGUUCAUGGGGAAGAGAUUAGCGUUGCUGCUUGGGCAGAAAUUCCACAAUUUGGUGUCAACCCCCAAGUCAGUUGUAACUUGAUUCUCCAUUGGUCAGAGAGUGAUCAUGGUAACCAUGGUGCUGACCCAGUUAGUAAGUCAUUCAUGAGAAUCUGUGGUCAGGUGACACUAAGUUUUCAAAAUGUUGCUGACAUUGGCAAUGACAAAUUUUAUGUCAGAAUGAGAGAGAAAGAUCUGAAUAAACUUUCAGGGAUCAAAAUCAGCUGCUGCUUCUAGUCCAUACCCUGUAUGGGCAUCUCCCAGAUGAUGUUAUUAUCUUACCAUAUCACCAUGGUGACACCAAAAGGGUUGCCAUGGAAACUGUGCUUCAUCACAUGACAACAGAGCAGGCCAAAAUUAGGGAGUCUUUCAUGCAGCUUAUAAAGGAUGCUGAGAAAGAAAAGAGUCAGAAAUCUGCAGCUUCACAACAGGUUGACUUGACAAGUGAAGGACUCGAUGAAAAAAUGGAUACUAGUGACAAAGAUCCUGCUAAAGUUCGUGAUGAAUUUCAAAGGCAGCAAAAACAUACAAUGGGCAGUGGUUCUGGUGAAAUUGUUGUUGAUGGUGGAAAAUAUUUAGAGGCUAUGAAAGGCAUCCUCGAUUUGCAGAUGUUAACUGACCAUGCAAUGUGUUCUUACACAGAAAAAUAAUCAUUUGAUUUAAUUGUUUAUUAGGUCAUUAUUAUUAUUUAUUUGAUUUAUUUAUCGUUAUUCUUUGUGGUAGAUACAGACAUGGGACAAGAUGUUAUUGCUACACAAAAUGUAUAUAUUUAGUUAAUUGACAUAUGAACAUUUGAACGCGUUGGUAUUUUAACCAUUUUAAGAAUCUUUUUUACUAUUUUGAAGAUCUUUGUAUAUUUGUUAAAAGAUACAUUAAAGAUAUGCUGGUUUACUGAGUAGUUGGUACAAUGAUCUCAUAUUUGUCAUUUGUUUAAAUAACAUAGACAAACAUAAAAUCAACAUUAAAAAAAUUAACUGAUUUUGAGACGCAUGAUAUUUUGAAAGACUACACCAUUUAUUUCUAUUUUAUCCAAAUCAUGAUCAAAGUCGAUAACUAAAAAGGGCUACAUAGAAAAACAGGGUAUGUUAUUUUUUCGACUAGGUGUAAAAUAUAUCGGACAAUUUUUAGAUUAGUUUUAAGUUUAGAAUCACCUAUGAUAAGUAUUGAAAAAAAUGAAAAAAAAAAACUGUGAGGUAGAUGCGGCACUGAGGUUACUAAAUCAGCUCCGAAUACCUCAGUCAAUUAUGACCAUGAUACGUUGCAAAUAUUCAAAUUCAUUCAAUAUAGAUAUGGUUAUGUAACCCAUCUCUUAUUUUAAUGGGAUUAAAAAAUUUUUUCAGCAACAUCAUUUGUCUUAGGACCCAUCAAACGAGUUUAAUGGGUACUUGGUUUAUCCUUUUUUAUGCUAUAUCAUUUAUUAUCCAUAAUGCUUCCUCAGGAAGCGUACAGUACGGCUACACUUGUCAAACCUGAAUCAAAAACUUUUUUAUGUGACAUGAAAAUGGUGAAGUGGAAAACAAAUGGCGCUUUGUUCAGACAAAGCUCUAGCGUAUAAUUGUGCCACAUAGUGCCAUUGGAUGUUUGUCACUGUCCCGCGAUAUAUAACUUUAAGUAUGCCGUUACUUACACUUACUAAGCGAACUUUUUUUACUAGCUAAUUAGUUGGAGGGUCAAUGAUUCAUACCCUGCACUCUCCGUAGUUUAUUACUUAAAUCCUGUAGUCUCGGCGAUUCGUUGUUUAAAAAAGGCAUAUGGCAAUUUGGUUUUGUGGGUCUAUUUUAUUGCCUAA
Molecule: messenger RNA, 3773 nt
Organism: Lingula anatina
Lineage: Eukaryota; Metazoa; Brachiopoda; Lingulata; Lingulida; Lingulidae
Biological process (GO): replication-born double-strand break repair via sister chromatid exchange; positive regulation of double-strand break repair via homologous recombination; interstrand cross-link repair
Cellular component (GO): Fanconi anaemia nuclear complex
Source: RefSeq, a predicted model, not a curated record